Messenger RNA from Daphnia carinata, 1114 nucleotides. RefSeq names its product sulfotransferase 1B1-like. The transcript has 7 exons. Gene Ontology annotation, molecular function: sulfotransferase activity. Gene Ontology annotation, biological process: sulfation. Gene Ontology annotation, cellular component: cytoplasm. NCBI's taxonomy places the organism in Eukaryota, Metazoa, Arthropoda, Branchiopoda, Diplostraca, Daphniidae. The record is from RefSeq and is a predicted model, not a curated record. The coding region runs from base 33 to 1019 and encodes 328 amino acids.
AAUAGUCUGCUCACAGCUCUAACCUAGACAACAUGUCUGACGAGUCCUGGAAAAUUCAGUUUCACGAUAUUCCUAAAACACACUCGCAGUCGUUUAAGGAACUCUUUACCGGUUACGAUGAUGGACUUGUUCGAAGUGAACCUGGUGGAUUCGUAGCGACUCCAACGUAUUCCCGAAAUGCAGAAAAGAUCUUCCGGAUGCAAGUGAGGAGUGACGAUGUCUGGCUUCUUACUUUUCCCAAAUGUGGAACCACUUGGACUUGUGAAUUGUUAUGGUUAUUACAAAACAAUUGCGAUUUCGAGGCAGCCAGUAAAGCGGGUCUUACACUUCGAGCUCCAUUCUUAGAGAUGCCUUAUUUGAGCACGCGCAUGUCCGGAAUCAAAGACAAACUAAUGACUUUGGAUAAGGUGGAACAACUGCCGUCACCCAGAGUCAUACGACCCCAUUUGCCGUUUUACCUGCUUCCUCCACAACUACUAGAUGCAGCCAAGGUCGUUUACGUGGCACGCAAUCCGAAGGAUGUGAUUGUUUCGUACUAUUUCCACCACAAGCUGAUCAAAUUGCACGGUUACACUGGAACUUUGGAAGAAUUUGCUCAAUUCUUUAUGGAUGACGAAGUGUACAAUGCUCCCUUCUUCCCUCAUAUCCUGGAAGCUUGGUCUAAACGACAUCAUCCCAACAUGCAUUUCAUGUUCUACGAGGACAUGAAAAGGGAUUUGCGGGGAGAGAUCGGAAAGGUGGCUUCCUUUCUCGGAAAAUCGCUGAGCGAAAAGCAACUGGUGGCAUUGACAGAGCACUUGAAAUUUGAGAAUUUCCAAAAGAAUGAAACGGUCAAUAAUGAAUCGGGGAAAAAGACUGGUGCCAUGAGUCAGGAAGGAAGAUUUAUCCGGCAAGGCAAAACAGGGGACUGGAAAAAUCACUUUAGUCCCGAGUUGAACAAUCGUAUUGACGAAUGGAUUCAGAAGAAUUUGGCUAACACGGAUUUAACUUUUAUCACUGAACUCGAGUACCAGGACUAGUUUUCGCAAUUUUAUACGCUAUUAAUCGUUUAUGUGCAGGCAUAAGGAAAAUCCACUCCCGCAAUCAAAUAAACCAGUGCCGCGUCGCAGUCAAA